GAAGAAGAACGGGCACGCACAUGCGCAGUGUCUGUCAAGUGUUGAGAGAGAAGAUGGCGGCGCCCAUAGACCUGGAGCUGAAGAAGGCAUUCUCGGAGCUGCAGGUGAAGAUGAUCGACACGCAGCAGAAGGUGAAGUUGGCCGACCUGCAGAUCGAUCAGCUGACUCGGGUUCAGAAACACGCCAAGCUGACUCACGCUGAGAUCACCACACUGCCCGACAACACGCGACUGUACGAGGGAGUCGGACGCAUGUUCAUUCUUCAGUCGAAGGAGGACAUCAACAAUCAGCUGAUGGACAAACAGAAAACAGCUGAUGAGAAAAUUAAAGAGCUCGAGCAGAAGAAGGUGUACCUUGAACGCAGCGUGAAAGAAGCUGAAGACAACAUCAGAGAGAUGCUGCUGUCAAGGAGAGCUCAGUGACACGCUCAUCAAGAACCUAUAAUACUCUGUAACACACACACACACACACACACACACACACACACACACGUUCCUGUCAGUGUGUUUGUUAGUUGUUCAUAUUAAAUGUUGAACCUUUUGUCUCCUCA
Molecule: messenger RNA, 550 nt
Organism: Epinephelus lanceolatus (giant grouper)
Lineage: Eukaryota; Metazoa; Chordata; Actinopteri; Perciformes; Serranidae
Source: RefSeq, a predicted model, not a curated record